AUGGCGACCACGGUGGCGACACGGAACACCGUAACACUCCGGGGGAGCACGGCGACGGUGACAGAAUUCUUCCAGACUGCCCUGUCUUCCAUCCUAUACCAGCGCGGCGUCUACCCUCCCGAGUCAUUCGAGCCCAGGAAAAAGUAUGGACUCACCGUGAUGGCGGUGAAGGACUCCAAGCUGGAGAGCUAUCUGGAUUCGGUCCUCACCCAAUUCAAAGACUGGCUCGCCCUCGGAACGUUGCAGCAGGUGGUAUUGGUCAUCGCAUCGCGCGUGACAAAACAAGUCCAGGAGAGGUGGGCUUUCGACAUCCAGACCGACAAGGAUGUCAUCAGCACACAAGUAUUCCCUGAGAAACCAGAGGCCCAGAUCACCGGCGAGAUCCAGGCUAUCAUUCGCCAAAUCACUGCCAGUAUCACCUUCCUGCCCCUUCUCAGCGACGCCUGUGCGUAG
This is a messenger RNA of Auxenochlorella protothecoides, 453 nucleotides long. Its product is annotated as Mitotic spindle assembly checkpoint protein MAD2A. Gene Ontology annotation, cellular component: cytoplasm; kinetochore; nucleoplasm. Gene Ontology annotation, biological process: mitotic spindle assembly checkpoint signaling. Lineage: Eukaryota; Viridiplantae; Chlorophyta; Trebouxiophyceae; Chlorellales; Chlorellaceae. The transcript has 3 exons. The record is from RefSeq and is a predicted model, not a curated record. Bases 1 to 453 code for a protein of 150 amino acids.